CGUCCACAUCGUGGAGCUCCCUCGUCUGGAAAGAAAGAAAUCUCUUGGCCAGCGCCACCGCACAUCACACGGCCGCCGCCGCCCUUCUCGCCGGAUGCGCGACGUGAUCCCAUUCCUCCUCAUCCUCCUACUCCCAUGGCGCCGCCCAUCGCUCGCCUCCGCCCCCUCUCCCUCCUCCUCCUCCACCCGCGCGCCGCCGCCGCCCACCUCCUCCCCGCCUUCUCCUCCUCCUCCUCCGCAGCCACCAACUCCAUCCCGCCACCCCACACCCCACAACCUCCUCAACUCCCCACGGACUCCCAGCGGCCUCCCCUGAGCCAGACCCGAACAGCGCAGCAGAGCCGGCGCCGGAAGCAGAAGAAGCAGCUGGAGCGCCGCUGGCGGCACAGCGCCGUAGUCACCGCCCUCACGCCCGCGCAGGCCGCCUCUCUCGCGACCACGCACGCGGACGCCACCAGCGCGCUCGACCUCCUCGUCUUCCUCGCGCGGGAGCGCUCCCACGAGCACUCCCCGGACACCUUCGCCGCGCUCGCGCUGCGGCUCGUGGAGGCCCGCAGGUGCCCCGCCGACGUCGGCCGCGCGCGCGUCCACAUGAUCAGGGCCUGCCGCACCCCGCUGGAGAUGACGCGGGCCAUGGACGACCUGGACACGCUCGCCCGGAGAGGGCCCCGGAUGGAUCUCGUGGCCUACGGCGCCCUGCUCGUCCAGCUCAACACCCUCGGCAUGACGGCCACCCUCCUGGACAGGUACCGCCGCCUUCUUAGGGAAGGCCUCAAGCCCAAUUUGCUCAUCUACAACACCGUCAUCAACGCGCUGUGCAAGGAUGGUAAUGUCACGGAUGCGCUGUCACUCGUGUCCGAGUCCGGGAUGAAGCCUGACGCGUUCACCUACAUGUCGAUGAUCAUCGGGUAUUGCAAGAACAGUGACCUGGGUUCGGCAAUUGAGGUUUUCGCUCGGAUGGGUGAAGAGGGGUGCGAGCCGAACGCUGCAACAUACUCGAACCUCAUCAACGGGCUCUGCGACAGCGGGAGGGUGAACGAGGCGUUGGAUUUGAUGGGGGAGAUGGCGCGGCGUGACGUUCUGCCCACAGCGAACGAUUUCACUGCCCCUAUCGCUGCAUUGCUUGACAAGGGGCGCACCGAAGAUGCCGGGAGGCUGUUUGUCGAUAUGAAAAGGAAGGGAUGCAGGCCAACUGUGUACACAUACACGUCGCUCAUAAGCGGGCAGCGUGCGCCAAGGCUGGCCAUUGGGCUGUUCCACAGGAUGGCAAGAGAUGGCGUGCUCCCUGAUACGGUGACAUAUAGCGCCCUCGUAAAUGUUCUGGUGGAGGAUAGCAAAAUGGAUUCUGCGCUUAUCGUGUGCAAUGCGAUGCAGAGACAUGGUUGUUUGCCCAACACCAUCACGUACAAUAAAAUGAUCAAGGGGUACUGCAAAAUUGGUGAUACCGACAGGGCAAUGGCAAUGCUGAUCAGUCUGUUGAAGGGCACACCUACAGCUACACUCGUGACAUACAACACCAUCAUCAAAGGAUACUGUGACUCGGGGAAUACCAGUGCUGCUCUUAAGAUUCUAGAGCUUAUGGAGGCUAAUGGGUGUGAACCUGAUGAGUGGUCUUAUAAUGAACUGAUCGCUGGUUUCUGCAAUGUAGGCGAAAUGGAAUCGGCUUCUAGGUUGUUCAGUGAAAUGGUGGGUCGUGGGCUACGCCCAGAUGAAGUUACCUACAAUACACUCGUAAGUGGAUACUGCACGGACGAGAAACUGGACCGUGCAGCAGAAAUGUUGGAGCACAUGAAGGAAAGUGGUUGCAGACCAACCGUUCGAACUUAUAAUGCUCUAAUCCAUGCUCUAACCAAGCAGAACAAUUUUUCUGCUGCGGAGAGACUGUGUGAAGUGAUGCUUGAAGAAAAGAUAUCUCCGAAUGUAGUCACUUACAAUACUAUGAUUGAUGGGUUGUGCAGAAAUGGUGCCACAUCUUUGGCCCUUGAAAUGCUCAACAGGAUGGUUGAGAACAGUUGCCUACCUGAUUUGCGUACUUACAGUUCUCUUAUCCAAGCUCUGGGCCAAGAAGGCAAGGUAGAGGAAGCUGAGAAACUGUUUUCAGAUUUACUCAGGCAAGGGCAUACUCUCGAUGAAGUUGCUUAUAUCAAGAUGAUUGAAGUGUAUAUAAUUUCAGGCCAAGUUGAUCGUGCCUUUGAUCUCUUAGGCAAAAUGAUAAAUGCUGGAUGCCAACCAACCUUGUGGACAUAUGAUGUUUUGAUUAAAGGCUUGAAAAAUGAGUACCUGAUGGGUGACCAGAAACUUGUGUCCUUGCAUGAUUCGGUCUCAAACUGUAGUUUUGAUGACCAAGCCAUUAAAGAAUAUGCCAUUUCAGUUUUAUCUUCUAAGUUAGCAGACGUAGAUCUUGGGCUAUCUCGGCAGUUGAAUGAUGCAUUUUUGUCUGGAUUAAGCAGAAGUGGGAGAUGGUAUGAGGCGUAUAAGCUGUACAGAAGCACAGUUGGUCAGGGUUUAUGCCCAAACCAGGAGGCAUAUAAUUAUUUCAUUAUUUCAAUAUUAAGAGCCCGGAAAGUUGACCUGGCUAUGGGCGUAUUCAGACAUAUGUCUGCUCAACAUCGUGAACUACAUCUUGUUGGUUAUAAAGCACUAAUAUGCGCUUUAUGCCAAUUUAACAGAAGGAAAGAAGCCCAAUUUAUUUUUGAACACAUGCUGUCGAGGCCUUUCGAUCCUGAUAAUAUUGUAUGGACUGUCCUCAUCGAUGGACUGCUUGGGGCCGGAUACAAAGACUUGUGCAUGGAAUAUCUGCACAUCAUGGAAAAUAAUCAUCGUGAGCCUAGUUUCCGUUCAUACAACAUUUUAGCAAGAGAAGCAUUGAAAAAGCAGCCAUCACUAGGAUCAGUUGGACCUGAUGCACAUCAGUAAUUUGGGGAUUUUUCUUGUGAUACCUGAUAUAUGCCAGAGCUAUCCAUCCUGGAGUUAGUUAGAUGGCUAGACGGACCUCUUCAUUGUUUGUGAUCUUCCUCAUGGUUAUCUAUUUCCAAGCCUUUGGUAUUGUGCUUCCAGAUGAGCUUCAUUACAAUGGUUAUGCUUUGUGUCCUGCCUGUUCAUUUGCAACCAAUAUCUGGUGAGUCUAUUGAACAUCAUUUCUUUUCUCUUGGUGGAAUAUUGGUCUGUGAUGGCUUGGCGCAGUGCAAACGUGUGUCAUACAGUGACAAUAUCAUCUGGGACACGUUUAGCCACACAACCAGCAAUAAUGGCCAUGGUGCUGAAUUUGAAGAUGUUGUGAUCCUGUUAUCACAUCUCUUGAUAAUAGAACUGGUAAUGUCUGUCCUAAGGGAGGCUUUGUACGGCCAUAAUCUUCCAGACAUGACCAAUUGCCUGCUGCUGUUUUGGUCCUCAUUGCGUCUCUGCAGGAAGCACAGCGUCUCUAUCCAUUCUGUUCCUGCUGAUGGUCAUGCUUAUGAAGGCAUGCAGUUUGGCAGAUAUUGUCGCAAAUUCCUUGAUGCGCUCGUCCAAGAUGAGAGGGGCGCCUUGAUUGCUGCAUCGAAUUGGAGACAUGAUCAGGUGGUCAAUGUUCGAUGUACUGAAGCUGCCGCACCCCACGAUGGGCUGAAUUUAGUCGAAUAUAUUGGCACAGCUAUGUUAAGGCUGAUUCUGGCUGCUAUGAGAUGAUUGAGAUGAUGCAGAAUUGGGGAUGAAGCCUUAUGGUCACUGCUAAAUUUCCUGGAGGAUGUACUGCUGUUGAAAAGUUAAUGAAGGCUUGUUAUUCUGUCAGGCUCAGGUCUCAAGCUGCUGUGUACCUGUAGAACUCAAGCAGGACGGCACCAGCCCAAUUGCGUGGCAGUACAACUGUAGAAGCACUCUGAUCACUUGUCACUGCAUACAUCCUAUGUGCCAUUGUUAGUGUAGGGCGCUCUCAGCUGCUCACAUUCAGGCAGAGUGCCCUGACAGUCAUAGACUGGAUAUUUUGAGCGCCUGCCUGGUUACAUUUUUUCUACUCCUUUAAUUAAACUGGUGAAUGACCAGACGGUGUGCUUCGUGUUCGUCCUGACCGGAGCCUCCAUUCCAGGUGUCAUCGUCUGGUUGUUCCAUUGGCCGGCUGAUAUUCGAUCUGUGGAAGGGCAUGUUCGCCGGUGUUCAGCGGGCUGCUCUCCUGAAUCCGCACUGGGUUCAGUAGUAGUACUUAAUUAGUACCACCAUAUUGUAUGCCCAUUUCUACUGGUCGUACCGUUUUGUUUCAAGUGCAGCUAGCGGUGUUUACUAGUGCCCUUACUUCUUGGUCCGAACCAAGGAAUCCGUUAGUAUAAUUGAGCUCAAAUCGAUGGUGAUGUUUGCUGCCCAAUUCAAAUUCAAAUAGAUGUGGUUUAGCCUUAACCAAGUAGAUGAGUAUCACAUGAGUUGUCUUCUGAUUUUAAACGAUUCGGUGAAAAAUAAAUUAGCUCCACCAAAAUAUUUGAGUUGGGGCAAAUUAUCUGUGUUUGAGUGGGACCAAUCUUU
Molecule: messenger RNA, 4491 nt
Organism: Lolium perenne
Lineage: Eukaryota; Viridiplantae; Streptophyta; Magnoliopsida; Poales; Poaceae
Molecular function (GO): protein binding
Source: RefSeq, a predicted model, not a curated record